AUGUCGCUUCUCGACAGUCAUCUGGAGCAGAUCGCGCUCUCCUCCCAAGCUAUUGCAGACCUCCCAUUCCCCCCACCUCGCAUCUUCACCAACGCUCUGCUAGGAUCCCAUGAUAUUACAGCACUGAUUCGCGACACGGAGGCUCAUGAGCGAGCCCUCUUCCAGACCGAUCCCUCCGUGAAAUCCAAUCCCGCGCAGCGACGAUCCACGCGGCGUGGAACCACAUUGCCGUCGGAAGUCGAGAGGGAGUCCAUGGCCAGUCGCAUCUACUCGGCCAGAAAUAAUAAAAGCCAAUCGGCCGUUGCCAGGGUCCUCGGAUCUGACAUGAUGGAGGAGAUCAAGCGAUCAACCGGUACCUCCAGCCGGGGAACCCGUAACGAGGUCAGCCUCGAUGUACUACUUCGGGGAGCGGAGAUCCUCUGCGGUGUUUAUCCUGUUCCCGGCGCGCAAGAGAAGAUUACCAGCCUCCGCUACCGUCAUGAAUUGAUAACAGAGUCCAUCCUUCAAUUGGAAGAGCGUGUCGCCAAAAACUCGACUGAACUGGAACAAAUGAGCCACUCGUACGGAAAUGAGUAUGAUGACUACGAUGCGCCCCCUGCUGCACAACCCGAGACGGCCGACAUCACAGACGCCGACAUCGAACGCGAGAUGGAAGAGAUCAGGGAACUAGAAAGAAGGAAAAGAGUCCUGGAGAAUCGUGUUCACGGAAUGGAGCGCGACUUGGGACAGCUGAUGGGAAAUCAGGGGCGGUCGGCUGAUCAGCGCGAUAAUUCACGUUCUGGUUUCGGCGUUGAAAGAACCACCACGAUGCAAGGCUUCUUUGGCCGGCGCUCGACAGCAGUGCACGUGAGCCCCUUGAGCGAAACCCACGCCACCGCAAGGGAGCACACGUCGAGUCUAUUAUGGAUUGCAGACGAUAACAAGCUUCGCUCGGCACAGGCGUACACCACUGCGUUCACGGGUCUGUAUGCAAGAAUCAGUUACACGGCUCUUAUUCCCCUCGGUACCCCGGUGCUUGAGGUUCGAGGGAAACAUGCCUGGAUGCCUGAUGCCAAGACUGCGGCUCCGCGGCCCAUCGAUUCCUGCUCGACUCCAUCUGCACUCAUCAACCUCGCCAUCCUUCUCUCUCCCGUUGUCGGGGACAAGCUGUCUUCCAUCCAGUCGUGCCUUCCGUCCUUUCAUUUGGCCUCGUUCGAAACACGGAAAACCUCAAUCGAGAAACUUCUUUCGACGGAACCGGACGCGACUCGCUAG
This is a messenger RNA of Aspergillus affinis, 1254 nucleotides long. RefSeq lists its product as uncharacterized. Gene Ontology annotation, cellular component: DASH complex; spindle microtubule. The transcript is spliced from 5 exons. The record is from RefSeq and is a predicted model, not a curated record. The coding region runs from base 1 to 1254 and encodes 417 amino acids. Gene Ontology annotation, biological process: attachment of spindle microtubules to kinetochore. NCBI's taxonomy places the organism in Eukaryota, Fungi, Ascomycota, Eurotiomycetes, Eurotiales, Aspergillaceae.